Pygocentrus nattereri (red-bellied piranha) is the source of this 8574-nucleotide messenger RNA. It is a transcript of the gene dspa, whose product is annotated as desmoplakin a. The record is from RefSeq and is a predicted model, not a curated record. Gene Ontology annotation, cellular component: plasma membrane; cytoplasm; intercalated disc. Bases 1 to 8121 code for a protein of 2706 amino acids. Gene Ontology annotation, molecular function: protein binding; structural molecule activity. Lineage: Eukaryota; Metazoa; Chordata; Actinopteri; Characiformes; Serrasalmidae. Gene Ontology annotation, biological process: intermediate filament cytoskeleton organization; cell-cell adhesion; wound healing. The transcript is spliced from 24 exons.
AUGAGCGUGCAGGGCACGCAGGUGAAGCAGCCCAUGACGUCCCGCAGGUCCAGCUCCAGGCCGGACCUCACCAUGGCCGGCUACAGCAGCGGGAACGGCUACUCGGGCGACCUGAGCGAGAGCUACGUCCAGCACAGCUACACCACCAGGAGCUCGGCGGGGGCAGCAGGAAUGGGCAGCAUGUCGAUGUCGUCUGGGUCUGGUCAGAAGAGGGCUCAGAUACUGUAUAACCACUGCAGGCAGAAACUCGAGACGGCGCAGCACAUCCUCGACAUGAACGGUCCACUGUCUGAGUUUGAUAAUGUCAUGAUUUUGGCUUCAGAAGAUAUUAAACAGCUGAAAAUCUACGCCAUGGAGAUGAAAAACCUUGGCCUGCCCAACGACUGGAUCCUCAAAAGUGCAGACGAGUGUUCGGGGCUACACAAUAUGAUUAUGAGCUCGGUUGGAGGAACCACUCGGAGGAAGCGCAGCAGCGUGAGCCGAGAAGAUCCAGGCAGGAACUUCCAUGACGCCAUGGCCUGGAUCAUGCAGAAGAAGCGCCUCAUCGAGACGUCCCCGUUUGGAGAUGAUGCUGCUUCCAUCGAGCAGCAGAUCAUGAACCAUAAUAAGUUCCACAGCUCCAUCCAGAGGAGCACCGAGUUCCAGAGAGCCAGAGACGAGCUGAUGCAGAAAGGAGAUAAAUCUUCUCUUCACAAUGUGGAACAGGAGUGGGACUCGCUGCAGAAACUGUCCUACGCCCGUAUGGGCCAGCUGCGAGACCUGCAGAGCAUCAUUGAGGAGAUCUCCACGGCCAUCAUGUGGGUGAACGACAGGGAGGAGGAGGAGCUGGUGUUCGACUGGGGAGAUAAAAACAUAGACGACUACAUCCCCAAAAAGCAGGAGAGCUACUCGCGGCUGAUGAGGGAUUUGGAGGAGAAGGAAAAAGAUCUGAACAAGCUGAAGACCAAAGUGGACCAGCUGCUGAAGAACCAGCACCCAGCCUCUGAUAAGAUAGAGGCCUACAUGGACACCCUGCAGACUCAGUGGAGUUGGCUACUCCAGAUCACCAAGUGCAUCCAGGUCCAUCUGAAAGAGAACGCCGCCUACAGUCAGUUCUUUAAGGAGGCGAAUGAGACGUACACCAAACUGCAGAAAGAUCACGAGAACAUCCGAAAGAAGUUUACCUGUGAUAAAGAGACGCCACUGGAGAACCUGACUGACCUGCUGAAGAACCUGGAGAAAGAGAAGGAGCGUCUGAUGGAGAACAAGCGGCAGGUCCAGACGCUGGUCAACAAGUCUAAGAGCAUCGUCCGUCUGAAGCCUCGGUACCCAGAGGAGAAGAGCAGCAGUUCGGUCAUCGUGAAGGCGCUGUGUGACUUCAAACAGGACCAGAAGGGAAUCUUGAAGGAUAACGAGGCCAUCCUGAAGGACAACUCCCAGCGCAGCAAGUGGCAUGUGACCGGACCUGGAGGACUGGACAUGCUGGUUCCCUCAGUGUGUUUAAUCGUCCCCCCACCAAACCCUCUCAGCAUCAACCUGGCCACCAAGAAUGAACAGUACUACGAGGCCAUCAUGUCUAUAUGGAACCAGCUGUUCAUUAACAUUAAGAGCCUGAUCUCCUGGCAGUACUGCAUUAAGGACAUCAAGUACAUCAAGUCCCUGACGCUCAGCAUGCUCUCUCAGAUGAAGCCAGAGGAGUACAGGAACAUCAUCAAGAACCUGGAGCUCCACUAUCAGGAGUUCCUGCGCCUCAGCCACGGCUCCGACAUGUUCGGCGUGGAGGACAAGGCCAAGAUAGAGGCGGAGUACUCUGGAGCUCAGAGCCACUACGAGGUCCUGCUCACCAAACUGCCCAACAUCACUGUGGUGGACGCAGUGCCUCCACAAGUGGUGACGGUGACCACAGUUACAGCUGAACCCCCGAUAAUAACACCCAGACCCAACCUGAAUGUGACUCCAGGAGCAGGACACUCGUCCUCGAGCGGCCAAACCUCCUCCACCCUCAGCCUGAACCUCCUCACACAAAUACACACACUCCGCCGCAGGCUGGAGGCGGCAGAAACCGGCCUGAGCCAACAUCUGCACAUCCCUCUGAAGGACAACAGUGUUCAGGAGUGCUCUCAGAGACUGCAGCUGCUGCAGGGUGUUCACCGUGAUCUGGACUCUAUCCGGGACGAGUACCUGAGGGUGAGGGAGAUGGUGGUGAGGCAGCUGGAGGGAGCCGGAGACCCUGAACAGGCCAAGUUCCUGCGCUCUGAACUGGACCUCAUCAACCAGAAGCUGGGCAGCCUGCAGGGCUUCUCGGCCGCAUACCUGCAGAGGCUGACCGCUCUGAGGGCUCUCCUGCAGUCGCUGACCCGUGCGGAGGACAUCAUCAAGGUCCACGAGGCUCGGCUAACGGAGAAGGAGACGAGUUCUGUGGAUCCGGCUCAGCUGCAGGAGUACUGCAGCACGCUGAAGGUGAUGAAAGGUGACCUGGAGCAGAAGGAGGAUGUUCUGACCUCUCUGGAGUCCGAGCUGGCUAAGGCCAUUCACUGGAACAGUCAGAUAGAUCAGAGCUUCCAUCAGUGUGAUGUGGAUUUGGCCAAGUACGCUGAGCUGGUGGGGCAGAUGAGUGACCGCUGGCGCCGGAUACUGACCCAGAUCAACAGCAGGAUGUGGGACCUUGAGAAGCAAGAGAAGCAGCUGACGCACUACCAACAAACCAGCACUCAGCUCAGCCAGUGGAUCGAUAACACGCGCCAACGUCUGGACGGCCUGCAGACCGCAAAGUUCACCAGUGUCCAGAGCCUCAUGGACCAGCUCAACCAGCAGAAGGCGCUGCACUCUGAGAUUAAAGUGAAGAAGGAGAAGGUGGAGGAUGUUCAGAAGGACGCCAGCACGUGUGCUGCAUCCAUAAAGGACUAUGAGCUGCAGCUGGCAUCCUACAGCGCUGGCCUGGAGACCCUGCUGAACAUUCCCAUCAAGAGAACCAUGCUGCAGUCUCCAGCCACCGAACUCAGUCAGGAGGCAGCUGAUCUUCAGUCCCGCUACAUCGAGCUGCUGACCCGCUCCAGUGAUUACUACAAGUUCCUCGGCGAGAUGUUGAAGAAUAUGGAGGAGCUAAAGAUGCGAAACACUAGAAUUGAGCUUUUGGAAGAGGAGCUCAGGCGCCUAAAAGAAGACCUCCAAGAACGCUCCCAGAAGAACAAGUCACUCGAGGACACCUUGGCCCGCUACCAGCUGGAGCUUUCCCACUCUAAAGAGCAGCUGAUAACUAUGGAGGAGGUGAAGAGUACCGAGGCCAUUAGGCAUCACGCCACUAAGGAAAACCUUGACACCACCCAGAACCAGCUGAGAGACCUAAAUGAGCAGGUGGCACGUCUCACGUUGCUCAUUGAUGAGGAGAAACGCAAGCGGAGGCUCGCAGAGGAGCGUUACACUAGCCAACAGACAGAGUAUGAAACCGCCAUCCGCAAAAGACAGAAGGAGCUCGAUGAACUCAACUGGUCCAAGAUUGAUUUUGAGAAAGCCAUCAAAGACAAAGAGCGGGAGAUUGAGCGACUGAAGAUGCAACUGGAGGAUGAGGCCUCUCGGCGCCGGGCAGCAGAAUCUGAGACCUCUAAGGUAAGAAACCAGUACAACCAGGAAAUCAGUAGCCUAAAACAAACAUAUGAGUCUGAGAUCCACAUCACCAAGACCAGCGUGCUCAAGGCCACACAGCAGAAGGAAGACGACACUGCUGCCCUGAAGCUGCAGCUGGAGAGGCUCUUGGAUGAGAAAAGGGAUGUCGAAGAGGAGCUCAGGAGGCUUCGAGUCUCCAUCAGUCAGACAGAAGAAGCCAGGCAGAGAGCAGAGAAUGACGCACAUCAGCAGAAGUCAUCUGUUACAGAGGAGACCAGGAGGAGAAAGGAACUGGAUGUACAGGUUCAAACCAUCACACGACAAAGGACUGAGCUUGAGGCAAGAUACAAGGAAGAACUUGCACAGGCCAACGCUGGUGCUCAGGAGAAGAUACGCCAGAUUGCCCUGCUAAAACAGAACCUGGAGGAUGAAACCCGGCAGAGAAAAGCUCUAGAAGUAGAGAACCAAAACCUCAGGCAAUCCAAAGCGGAACUGCAUGCCAAGCACACAUCCUCUUUGGAUGUCAUCAAUAAGCUGAAGUUAACUGAGCAGGAGACAACCCUUGUACGUGUUGAGCUGGAGAAGCUAACCAGUGAAAAGGGCAAGAUGGAACAGAAUGCUUCUAGGCUGCAGAGUCGCAUCAGAGAGCUGCAAGCCAUGGUAGACAGCCUAGAGGCUGAGCUGGAGAAAGAAAAGAAGAGCACCCAGGAUGAACUCACAAGGAGAAAGAGGAUAGAGGCAGAGCUAGAGAGAGUGAAUCAAACGUGCAAAGAGUACACAACAACCAUUAACACUCUCCGUAUUCAUAAGGAAGAGGAGAGUGCCACGGGCCGAAGGUAUGAACAGGACCUCCGUCGUGUCCAGGAGGAGCUGGACAGGAGCCUGAGGGAGCAAAAAGCAACAUCAGAGAAUCUUGCCAAGCUGACGGCUGAGCUGAAGGCACUGCAGCAGCAGCUGCUUCAGGAGCAGGCCCGUGUACGAGAGGUCAACCUACGCAAUGAGACCCUGUACAAGACCAUUGAAGAGAAAAGCCGGUUGCUAAAUGAUAGUACCAGUGAGGUUGAGAAGCUUCAGAGCCUCACUCAGAAUCUCACCAAAGAACGUCUGAAGCUGGAGGAGGAGCUGCGAGGAGUACGUCAGGAGCGGGAUGACUUGAAGAGCAGCUGGAACAGCACUGAAAGUGAACAUACCAGCCAACUGUCAACCAUACAGAUCCAACUGCAGGAUGCCAGUAGAAGAGGGCUGGAAUACCAGGCUCAGAUUAAUGUGCUGACAAAAGAGAGGGAAAAUUUAAAGGCGGAAAUAGCCAAAACCCAAAAGCAAUAUGCGGAGACAUCUCUGAUGAUGCAUGAGUCUCAGACUCGCUAUAACGAGAUCUUGCAAGAGAGAGAUGGUCUUCUGGCCAAGCUCAAGCUGCUGGAGAUGGACAAAGGGAAGCAGCAACGCUAUGAGGAAGAGCUGAGUCGCAUCAAGGUCUCUCUGGAAUCAGAGCUACGUCAAAAACAGCGCCUCCAGGACGAAAUGGACAAGAUCCGCAAGGAUUUCAACUACUGGAAAAGCCAGUAUGAGAUAAAGGAUGGUCAGGUUAGACAGUGUGAGGCAGAUAAAGACAAGGCAGAGAGAGACAGAGCUUCCCUGCGUAGCGAGAUUGCAAGACUGACUGCUGAGCUGAGGAGCGUGGAGGAGCGAUACCGCACUCGCCUGCAGAGCUCAGAGUCCGAGGUAUCUGAGCUCACCCGCAAGAGGGAGGCCUUAGAAAGGGAGCUGAUGAAGCUACGACAACGUCCAGAUGCCUACUCUAGGCAAACUCAGACAGAUGAGAAAGUGACAACAAUUGACCCAUCAAAGCUUCUUUUCGAUGGCGUUCGUCGAAAGGUCACUGCUCACCAGCUUUGCGACUGUGGUAUUAUUGACAAAGCUACACUUGAUAAACUACUGAAUGGCCAAAAAACUGUGGAAGAAGUUGCAGUGGAUAUUCAGCUCAAUCUUAAAGGUACAGGGAUCAUUGCAGGUGUGGCUCAAGGCUCCCAGAACAGGCUUCCCCUCACAGAGGCCAGAAGUAAGAAGCUGCUAAGUCCAGAGAGUGCCAUAAUGCUGCUGGAAGCCCAAGCUGCUACAGGGCACAUAAUUGAUCCAAAGUUUAAUGAGAAAAUGUCAGUGGAUGCAGCCUGUUCAAGAGGUGUUGUUGACACACAGGAUAGGGAUGCCCUGAUCACUGCUGAAGCAGCUUGCAUAGGCUUCAAAGAUCCAUUUACAGGCAAACUCCUAUCUGUUGGACAGGCAUGCAAAAAAGGACGACUUGACAAAGAGACAGCACUUCGCUUACUUCAGGCUCAAGAAGCAGUGGGAGGCAUAAUUGACCCUGUCCUGAGUGUUUUCCUGCCUAAAGAUACUGCCCUGGAUCGCAGCUUGAUCGAUGAGGACCUUUACCGUGCACUGAACAAAAAGCCAACCUGUUAUAUUGAUCCGGCAAAUGGAGAGAAGAUAACCUACAUUGAACUGAGAAAGAAGUGCAUCACAGAACCUGCAGCAGGUCUUCUACUUCUUCGUGCAAAUGAUAAGUCAACAACUGUCCAGGGCAUUCGUGGCCAGGUCCCAUUGAGUGAGCUUGUCAAAUCAAAGUUGAUCACCGAGAGCGAUUUGGAGAAAGUAAACCAAGGUCUACUCAGUACUAAAGAUAUUGAGAAUAGGCUUAAGUCAUACCUUGGUGGCUCCAGCUGCAUUGCUGGCAUUUAUGAUGAGGCCCAUGAUAGAGUGUUGCCAUUCUACCAGGCCAUGAAAGAAGGCCUUCUCCGUCCAGGGACCACACUGGAGCUCCUGGAAGCCCAGGCUGCGUCUGGAUUCAUGAUUGAUCCAGUUAACAAUGUAUGCAUGACAGUGGAAGAAGCAUGGAAGAGAAGCCUAGUGGGUAAAGAGUUUAAAGACAAACUGAUGUCUGCAGAGAGGGCCGUCACUGGAUACAAAGAUCCCCAUACAGGGAAGCUCAUUUCACUCUUUCAAGCAAUUGAGAAAGAGCUAAUUGAAAAGGGUCAUGGCAUCAGGCUUUUGGAGGCCCAGAUUGCAAGUGGUGGCAUCAUAGAUCCUAUAGAGAGCCAUCGCAUUGACGUGGAAAUGGCUUACAAGAGAGGUUACUUUGACCAUGAGAUGAAUGACAUUCUGACAUAUGAAGGUGAUGAUACGAAGGGCUUCUUUGACCCCAACACUCAUGAAAACCUGACCUAUCUUCAGCUGAAAAAGAGAUGUAUUACAGAUCCUAAGACAGGUCUUAUCCUGUUACCACUGCAUGACAAGAAGAAGGCAAAACAGCAGACAACCCAGAAGAACACCCUUCGCAAGAGGAGAGUAGUGAUCGUAGACCCCGACACGGGCAAAGAGAUGUCAGUACGUGAGGCUUACCACAGAGAGCUGAUCGACUACGACACUUUUCUGGAUCUUUCAGAACAAGAGUGUGAGUGGGAGGAGAUCACUAUUACAGAUUCAGAUGGCAAAACCCGACUAGUCAUUGUUGACCGUAAAACAGGCAACCAGUACGACAUUCAGGAUUCCCUGGACAGGGGCGUCAUUCCUAAGAGUGCCUUAGACCAGUAUCGCUCAGGGUCCCUGACACUCACCCAGUUUGCUAAUCUCAUUACGACCAAAUCCAACAGUUCUGAGCUUGCCAUCUGCACCAGCAGUGUAGAAAACAUAGCUACCUACAGUAGCCCCACAGAAGCUUCACCAUCUUCCCCAACAGUCCGCAAGCGUCUCGCUAGCGUUUCUAUCACACUCUCACCUCCAUCUGAUAUACUGGAUGACCAGAGCCCAGUAGCUGCCAUCUUUGACACUGAAACAUUGGAGAAGAUCACAAUUGCUGAAGCGCAGCGCCGUGGAUUAGUAGACUCAAUCUCUGCCCAGCGGCUCCUGGAGGCCCAGGCUUGCACUGGAGGCAUCAUCAAUCCUGCCACUGGCAAGAGGUUGUCUCUACAAGAUGCUGUACACCAGGGUGUAAUUGAUGAGAACAUGGCUGCCAAACUAAAAGCAGCCCAGAAAGCUUAUCUUGGCUUUGAGGAUGUGAAGACCAAAAGGAAGAUGUCUGCUGCAGAGGCAAUGAAAGAGAAGUGGCUGCCAUAUGAGGCUGGUCAGAGAUUCCUGGAAUUCCAGUACUUGACAGGAGGACUGAUGGAGCCAACGACAGGCAAGAGAGUCAACAUUGAGGAAGCCAUUCGAAGAGGCUGGGUAGACGGUAAAGAAGCCCAGAAGCUGCAGGACACAAGGAGCUAUGUAAAGAACCUCACCUGUCCUAAAACCAAGCUGAGAAUCUCAUACAAGGAGGCAAUGGAUAACUGCAUGGUGGAAGAAGAAAAUGGCAUGAAGAUGCUCCAGGCCUCAUCCAUGUCCACGAAGGGCAUCAGCAGCCCUUACAACGUCUCUUCUGGACCUGGCUCCCGCACCGGAUCUCGUGGCAGCUCCAGAACUGGAUCCAGAAGUGGCUCACGCAGAGGCAGUGUGGACUACUCCUCCACAUACAGCUACAGCCUCACCACCACAACCAUCUCUUAACACACGCAAUGCGCAUUAGUAAGUCGCUCUUUCUUAAACAUGACUACUGAUUUCCCACAUAUAUAUCCAGAGGUGUUUUGACUCAAUUAGGGUUUGGGAUCUUAUAUGAAAGUGAAAUGUAUGAUCGUUUACUUAUCAACAUUCACAUUUUCUUUGGGUGAGUAUUACAUAGGGUUUAGUUCUAAACUGCUGGUUUUUGUUUUUCAGUAGACUUUUAAGCGAUAUAGAUAUGGUACUAUCUCUACUGAUUAUAUUAUCCAUUUAUUGCUAAAGAAAUAUGUGUAGGAACAUCAUCAACUUCUUUUCUUCGUUAUUUGAAACUUGAUUUGCUAAUAAAAAUGCCUGAAAUUAGAGAAAAUGAAUUAAUGCUUUUGUAAGGAAUAAUUGGAAGAAUGCAAAUAGUUUGUACUAACCAAAGAAAAUAAAGUCUGUCCUCUUGUUUUUUCCAACAAA